Messenger RNA from Nicotiana tabacum (common tobacco), 522 nucleotides. RefSeq lists its product as uncharacterized. The record is from RefSeq and is a predicted model, not a curated record. Lineage: Eukaryota; Viridiplantae; Streptophyta; Magnoliopsida; Solanales; Solanaceae.
AUGAAGAGUUUGUCGAUAAAUGUACCUUUGGUGGAAGCUUUAGAACAAAUGCCAGGAUAUGCCAAGUUUAUGAAAGACUUGGUAACAAAGAAGAGAUCCAUGAAUUGUGAAACAAUCAAGAGGACGCACCAAGUGAGUGCCAUUGUACAUUCCAUAGCCCCAAAGUUAGAAGACCUUGGUGCUUUUACAAUCCCCUACACUAUUGGUAGUGCCGAUUUCGCCAAAGCUUUGUGCGAUUUAUGGGCAAGCAUUAACUUGAUGUCAUAUUCUAUGUUUAAGACAUUAGGGAUUGGGCAACCAAGGCCCACAUCCAUGAGGUUACAGAUGGCAAAUAGGACAAUGAAGAGGUCAUUGGGUACUAUAGAUAAUGUGUUUGUGCGGGUCGACAAGUUUAUACUUUCCGCGAAUUUUGUGAUUCUGGACUGUGAGGUUGACUAUGAGGUGACGAUCAUACUAGGGAGACCUUUCCUAGAUACAAAGAAGGCUUUGGUUGAUGUGGAAGCAGGGGAGCUCACCUUCUAG